Molecule: messenger RNA, 1614 nt
Organism: Saxophila tyrrhenica
Lineage: Eukaryota; Fungi; Ascomycota; Dothideomycetes; Mycosphaerellales; Extremaceae
Exons: 2
Coding region: 1-1614 (537 amino acids)
Biological process (GO): mannose trimming involved in glycoprotein ERAD pathway; carbohydrate metabolic process
Cellular component (GO): membrane; endoplasmic reticulum
Molecular function (GO): calcium ion binding; mannosyl-oligosaccharide 1,2-alpha-mannosidase activity
Source: RefSeq, a predicted model, not a curated record
AUGUUUCAAUCAAUCCCAACAACACUCGCUCUGCUGACAGCGAGUGCACUUUCCUUCGCCUGGCCUCCACCCUCCUGGUCACCACACCCCCAUGGACCACCACCUACCUGGCAACAGCACGGCAACCAUCACCACCACGAUGACGAACUCGCCUACCCCCGCCAACGCGGCCCAGACUACGACUACACCUCUUUCACACAAGACCAACAAUCCCGCGCGGACGCCAUAAUCGCCCAAUUCCGCUUCGCCUGGUCCGGCUACUACACCCACGCCUACCCUCACGACGACCUCUUACCAAAAAACAACAGCUUCUCUGACUCCCGCAACGGCUGGGGCCUCCUCAUGUUCGACGCCCUCGAUACGGCUAUUAUCAUGGAACAAAAGGACAUCGUCGAUAUAAUCCUCGACUUCAUCCCGACGGUGGAUUUCAGCAGGAAUAACGCCGAGCCGGUUCAGGAGGAUGGGGUGGAGAAUGCUGUUAGUACUAGUUUGUUUGAGACGACGAUUAGGUAUUUGGGCGGGAUGUUGGGGGCGUAUGAUUUGCUCAAGGGACCGUUUGGGCAUUUGGGAGUGGAGGAGGGGAAGGUAGAUGCACUGUUGAGCCAGGCUGGGAGUCUGGCGGACGCGGUGAAGUCUGCUUUUGAUACGCCGACCGGGAUACCGGUGAAUCUGCAGCAUCUCUCCGAUUUGACUGGCAAUCCGGAGUACGGUGACCUCGCACAGAAAGCUGAGUCGUACUGGUUCAAUGGAGACGAGAUCUGGCCUGGUUUGACCGGCGGCAACUUCAGCGUUCAGACUGGUGAGAUUCAAGAUCAGUACGGAGGCUGGACAUCCGGCAACGACAGUGCCUACGAGUACCUGAUCAAAAUGUACGUCUACGACCCAGAACGCUAUCAGAACUACAGCGAGCGGUGGCAAGCAGCAGCAGAUAGCACUAUCGCACAUCUCAUCGGUCACCCCUCUUCCCGGCCAGACCUCACUAUGGCGGGCGCUUUUGACGGAAACAUGGUGGAGAACUACACCGAGCAGUUAGCCUGCUUCAUUGGCGGCAACUUUAUCCUCGGCGCCACCGUCCUUGACCGCUCCGACUAUAUGGACUACGGCCUCGCUUUCUCCGAGUUCUGCGCCAACGGUUACCGCUACGCCGCCUCCGGCAUUGGUCCGAUCGAGUAUAGCUGGAACACCACCCUUCUCGCGUCCAAUUUCACGAAUCAGACUUCCCUGUACGAAAACGCUGGCUGGUUCAUCCCAGACAACACCGCCUACCACAACGGCCAAGCGCCCGAAGCGGUCGAAAGCUGGUACUACGCCUACCAAGUAACAGGCGAUCAGUACUGGCGGGACGUAGCAUGGGCCUAUACACUCGCGCAGAAUCGGACGGAGAGGGUGGGAAGUGGGUUCUCGAGCGUCAAUGAUGUGUUGGUGGAGAGCGGGAAUGGGACGCAGAAUUUCAUGGCGAGCUAUAUGUUGGCGGAGGUGCUGAAGUAUGAGUAUCUGAUUCAGAAGCCGUUUGGGGGGAUGUAUGAUGUGGAGUUUGGGAAGGGGAAUGAGAAUUCGUUUGUGUAUAAUACGGAGGCGCAUCCUUUUAGGGUGAGGGCGAAGGAGCCGGUGUAG